Brassica rapa (field mustard) is the source of this 542-nucleotide messenger RNA. Its product is annotated as arabinogalactan protein 22. Lineage: Eukaryota; Viridiplantae; Streptophyta; Magnoliopsida; Brassicales; Brassicaceae. The record is from RefSeq and is a predicted model, not a curated record.
UUAUUAGCUCUCUUGUUCUUUCACCAGUCGGCAUUUUCUUGAUUUUGGUGAGGGAUUUCAUUAAAAAAGAAAAAGACAUUCCCUCGCCGGAAUAAUCACCGGAGAUAAAGAAAAAGAAUGGCGUCCCUGAAAUUUCCUUUGGAGAUUCUCGCCGUCUUCGUCAUCAUCUCCGUGAUUCUCUUGCCGAUUGCUCAUGCACAAUCACCUUCGCCAGCUCCAGCACCCACUAGCGAUGGAACAUCGAUAGAUCAGGGGGUAGCGUAUGUUCUAAUGAUGGUGGCUUUGGCGUUGACUUAUUUCAUUCAUUGAACUUGAUGGAUCCUCCAGUUUGUUCUUCCUCCACAAUGGUUUUGUUUCCUAGUGUUUGUGUUCUUAAUCAUUUUGGCCUUUCUUUAUGUUGUUGGAUUGACGUGAGAUGCGUAGAAAGUCGAAUGAUAGUUAGGUUUUGGACAUCAUGCUUUGUUCUGUUUUUGUUGGUUGGAUGAUUGGUGUAACUUCUUAUUCUUGUUUAAUGGAAAAAACGUAAUUUUAAUAUUUUUCAA